GAUGAAACAAGGAUGAAACCUUAUUUAUAAUCACAACGCCGAGUGUUUUGCUGUCAGUCAGUUAAGAGCGAGUAUUCGAUGCAUUACGACAGAUAAGAUACUGAUAAAAACGAAUUUUCCCUUAUAAGUGUUUACUACCGGCAGGUAGGAAAAAAAAUAGAAAUGAAUUACACACUAUUACUGUGUGUAAUAUGUAUGAUACUGUGUGUGUCUUUUGCCCAAGAUUCUCCAUCUCAAGAUGGUUACAUAUUCACAAGCCCAAGAACAUUAGUUAUAGAAUCAGAUAAUGAACUUCAUUUGCGGCGUUUUGGAAAAUUGGACGCUGGUGUUCUGAAAGUUCAAGUGACUUACUCAGAUUAUUCUUCACAAAAUGAUACACUUGCAGCUGAAAAAGAAUUUGAAAUUCCUGCAGGUGAAACAGAUUCUUUUUUAAAAUUACAACUGAGCAAAUUCGAAAAUUAUGUUUACAAUGGAAGGUUGAUUAUUGAAGGAACUUUCGGCGAAUACAAAAUUUCUGGAAAUGAUUCAGUAUAUUUUUCAACACCUAAAACUGAGAUUACAGUUAUUCAAACUGAUAAGCCCCUCUACAAACCUGGACAAACAGUUAAAUUCCGAGUGUUGUUGCUACAAAAGGAUUUAAAACCCUUUGGAAAUGAAAAGAAUAAUAUCGAAAUUCACGUAGAAGACCCAAAAGCUACCAGGUUAUUUCAGUUUAAGGAUAUUAACCUUGGAAGUGGACUUGUACAAAAUGAAUUUCCUUUAUCUGAUGAACCUGUGAAAGGAACAUGGAAAAUAUAUGCCAAAAGAAAUAAUCAGAUUAUAGAAAGUACAUCAUUUGAAGUAAAAGAAUACGUUCUUCCUAAAUUUGAUGUUAGUAUUAAAUUCCCAUCUUUUGUUCUUGUUGAUGCUGAAACAAUUCCUAUAGAAAUAUGUGCAAAGUAUACCUAUGGCAAGCCAGUUACUGGAACAUUAAACUUGAAUUGUUCAUUAGAAAAGUAUUCUUAUUCCAGAGAAAAACUGCCGGUCUUGCAGGAAACGUUCAAGCUUGACGGAUGCUACAAUUACACUCUAAAUGUCUCGAGGAUACAAUAUGGCAAUAGUUUUAGAUAUAAAAGAAUUAUGGUUGCUGCAAAUGUCGUCGAGGAUGGAACAGGCGUAGAUCGAAAUGAGACUCAAUAUCUUCAACGACAACAAUCGCCGUUGAGCAUUUCGUUUAGCAACGCCCAGAGACAAUUCUAUAAACCCGGUUUGCCGUACAAUGGAGAAAUUAAAGUGAAUCAACCGGAUGACACACCGGCAGCAAAUGUACCGAUUGAGCUGUGUGCAACCAUCACGAAAGAAAGAGUUUUAGCUGAAUGGUGGGCAACGAAGAAACUGAAGUAUUGUAAGAAUUACACAUCUGAUAAAGACGGUAUCAUACAAUAUACAGUACUUGCACAAAAUAUGGAUGUUGUAUCGAUAUUCUUAGAGGCCAAAUCAGUAACAUUUCCUUCAAAUGGGCCACAUAACACCCUUAAUGUUCCAAGUGCUGCUAUCUACUUAGAUCCUUAUUACUCGCCUUCUGAAAGCUUCAUCCAGUUACAGCCAGUACAGCAACCAGUUUCAUGCGAUAGUAAGCUGAAACUAAAGCUUCUUUUUACAUCUAAAGAAAGUGACAAUUUCAAGUUUUACUACCAAAUUACAAAACAAUCCGAUGUCGUUUCAACUAAUAUACUAGAAACAGAUUUUUCUGUUGAAAAUGAUGUAUCAAGCAGGUAUGAAAGUGAUGAAAAGAUUUUAAAAGGAGAAGAAACUCAAUUGCUACCCAUAUUGCAAUCUAGCUCAUCAAAUGCUGAAUCUGAUUGUCCUGCAUCCAAAGAAACAAAAUAUUUACCACCUGUUGGAGAAGUUGAUUUCGAAAUUGAUGUUGAUGCUGCUUUGUCACCUGUUUUCUAUGUUCUUGUGUACUACGUUCGAGGCGACAGGGAGACGGUAGCUGAUUCACAAAGAAUAGAAGUACAAAAAUGCUUCAAAAAUAAGGUAAAAUUUGCAUUUGGUGACGAAGUGCAACAACCAGGUAUGAAAACUUCAGUGCAAAUAACUGCAUCGCCCAAUUCAUUGUGCGGAAUUAAAACAAUCGACAAAAGCAUAUCACUUUUGAGCAACAAUGAUCAACUCACGAAAGAAGGUAUUUUCCAAAGAUUAGAUAACAUGGAUAGCAAUCAUUAUUACACCAAUAAUCCUUGUCAUCAGAAAGUACCUCAACCAGGUCUCUAUUCUGGCAGAGCAAGUUCAAGCAUUCUAAUACCACCUGGAAGUGGGGGAACAAAUUCUUAUGAUGACUCUCUUUCGGCAUUUCAGAGUUCUGGUUUUCUUGUGAUUAGUGAUUUGAUUCUGUUCACUCGUCCUUGCAUGAAGGGAGAAGGCUAUGGAUCAGGCGGCUAUGGAGAUGGAGGUAUGGUUAACACCGUAUUCCAAGCAGAAGCCCUCUCAUUUGACUCUGAAUAUGUACUGUCUACAGCUGCUGGUCCUGCCGCCAUGGGCCUUUCAGCGGCCAGGAGACCUGCUGCCGCACCUUUUGCUGCUGAAGCUAAAAUAGGACUUUCUGCCACAAAAUCAGUGUCAGAAGUAAGAACAUUCUUCCCAGAAACCUGGCUGUUUGAAAUGGAAAUGACUGGACCUGAUGGCACAUACAUAUCCAAGGAAAAGUUACCAGAUACCAUCACACAGUGGAUUGGAAGUGCGGUCUGUAUUAGUUCGGAAGAUGGUUUAGGAAUUUCCAAUACAACAUCCAUCGAUGCAUUCCAAGCCUUCUUCAUAGAUUACACUCUGCCUGCUUCUGUUAUUAGAGGGGAAGAAUUCGUCCUGGUCGUUUCCAUCUUCAGUUACGCAGAUGGAGCAUUGCCAUUAACUGUGAAAUUGGAUGAUCCACAAGGAUUUGAAUUGACCAGUGAGUCUAUCAAUGGGGAUAUCUGUCUUCAACCUGAUACCAGUGAAAGUUUGAGAGUUAAACUGAAGGCAACAACCGUGGGAAAAAUUAACAUCACCGUAAAGGCUGAAACUGCGCCAUCUAGUGGUGUCUGUGGAAGCUCCACUGUAUCAGAAAAUAUUGCCAAAGACGCCAUCACAAAGCCGCUAACAGUUGAGGCUGAAGGUUUUCCUGCUGAAAGGAUUUAUAGCUCUCUGUUUUGCCCAUCAGAUUCUGAAAAUGGUACUUAUGAAAAUAGCAUUUCUUUGAGUUUGCCAGAAGAUAUUGUGCCAGAUUCUUCCAGAGCAUAUGUUGACUUCACUGGAAAUGUUCUGGGCAAAGCUAUGGAUAAUUUAGAUCGACUUGUUGCAUUACCCACUGGUUGUGGUGAGCAGAACAUGGUGAAAUUCACUCCUAAUUACUUAGUUUUAGAUUUCCUGAAAGACGUCGGAAUGUUAAGUGAAGAAAUUGAAAGGAGAGCUAAGAAAAACCUUAUGAAAGGCUAUCAACGUGAGCUCACGUAUCGACAUGGCGAUGGCUCCUUUAGCGCAUUUGGCGAUAGAGAUAGAGAAGGAAGCAUGUUCUUGACCGCCUUUGUUCUACGCUCAUUCUCUGAAGCUAAGAGAUACAUAUCGAUUGAUGACUUCGUAUUGAAACACAUGCAGGAAUGGAUUGUGUCUAAACAGCAAGAAAAUGGAUGCUUCCCUGAUAUAGGAAAAAUAAUUGACAUGGGUCUUCAGGGAGGAAUUGAAAAAGACAAAGCUUCAGGUAGCAUUACAGCCUACGUAUUAUCGUCUCUCCUUAUAUCUAAGUUCGACAACGAAUCAACCAUUAAUUCUGCAUUUACCUGUUUGGAAAACAAACCACCCACCAGUCCAUAUGGUGCAUUUUUGUAUGCGUACGCUGAAGCUCUAGCUGGUAAAAAUGAACAAGCAAAAACACGAAUCGAAGAAGUGAAAAAAAGUAGUGAAAUAAAGGAUGGCAUGGAAUUCUUCAGAGUCGUAAAUGGAAGUGAAUCAGUUCAGAUUGAGACUGAUGCAUAUGCUGUGCUAACUACACUCAAAAUAGGAGGUGGUGCUUCGGACGUUCUGCCUUACGUCCGUUAUUUAACUGCUCAUAUGAAUCCAAAUGGUGGUUUCAAAUCGACUCAAGAUACAUGUGUCGGCUUAGAGGCUCUUUCAGAGUUUGCCAAACUGGUUUACAAAGAUCCAUUGAAUCUAGAAGUUGGUUCAACUGGUGGCUUUGAAAAAUCUGUAGAAAUAAAUGAUGACAAUAAACUUUUGGUUCAACGGUUUAAGGUUUCUGAUGUACCAAGCGAUCUUAAAAUUCAAGCUAAAGGAACUGGAUGUGGUCUUAUACAGACAUCCCUCCGUUAUAAUACAAAAACAGCUCCCGAAAAAAGGAAAUUCUUUUUGGACGUGAAUGGAGAUUGUGUGGAUACGGAUUGCAAAAAAGCUACAAUUGGAGUUGUUGUCAGCUAUUUGCCAGUUGGACAGAAAGCAGGAAUGAGCCUAAUGGAAAUCAAACUGAUUACAGGAACAGUAGCGGUAAAAGAAAGCCUAGAACAGUUGGUAGAGAACAAAGGCAACGAUAUCCUGCGAUACGAUAUUGAAAAUAACAAAGUUGUUCUGUAUUUCAAUCAGCUAACAAAUGAGGGAGAAGUUUUCUCUUUCCAAGUUGAAAAAAUUGUUGAAGUAGAAAAUAGCCAACCUGGUACUGCCAAAGUGUACGACUAUUACGCAAACGAAAACUCAGCGAGUACAAGUUAUGGGAUAAAGGGCUUGAGUUCUGAUACUCUAUUAGAAGAAAAAGAAGCAUGAGCAUCAUAUAAAUAAGAAAAGAAAUAAUUAAAGAAGGCCUUUGCUUAAAUGUAGUUUCGCUGCUAAAAGGUGACGUUGGUGAAUGAAACAGUAUUUAUAUUGACACGCACACAAAACUUUUAACAGUUGUUUUUUUAUCCAUUCCCACUAUAUGCGCAGAAGUCAUGUGUAGAAAGUGAUUCAAAUAAAUGUAAAUAAAACGUUCCAUUUUGUUGUUA
Messenger RNA from Parasteatoda tepidariorum (common house spider), 4985 nucleotides. Its product is annotated as murinoglobulin-1. Gene Ontology annotation, cellular component: extracellular region. The record is from RefSeq and is a predicted model, not a curated record. Gene Ontology annotation, molecular function: endopeptidase inhibitor activity. NCBI's taxonomy places the organism in Eukaryota, Metazoa, Arthropoda, Arachnida, Araneae, Theridiidae.